AUGUUUUGCAGAGUUGUUGCCACUUCAUCCAGGUAUUUAACGUUAUCCUCAGCCAGAAAUGCACCACGUGUCGCGGUUGUGGGAAGCGGACCAGCGGGUUUAUUUACAUGUGCAACAUUACUACGACGGGUACCUUCAUGUGUGAUUGAUGUGUUUGACGCUGCGCCAGUUCCGUUUGGUCUUGUUAGGUACGGGGUUGCACCCGAUCAUCAAGAAGUAAAAAAUUGUAUUCAUGGCUUUGAAAAAAUCUUCAAUGAUCACCCCAAUCAAGCGAAUCUUUUUUGUAAUGUGAAUAUAGGGAGAGACGUCAAGUUACAGGAAUUAUUUGAUAACUACGACGCUGUUUUAUUGGCCUACGGUGCACAUAGGCCCAGAAGACUAAAAAUCCCCGGUUAUGAUGCUAAAAAUGUAAUUUCUGGUUCUGAUUUCGUGUCUUGGUACAAUGGGGUUCCCGAUACACAAGCCCCAAAACUAGAUGGAAAAAACGCGGUCAUUAUUGGGAAUGGAAAUGUGGCGUUGGAUUGUGCAAGAAUGAUUUCCUCAUCAGACAAUCUCCAAACAACAGACAUUCCUAAAGAGCCAUUGGAAAUUCUCUCCAAAUCUCAACUGUCAAAAAUUACUAUUGCAGGACGACGCGGCCCACAAAACGUAUCCUUUACGAUAAAAGAGCUACGUGAGCAAUUCAAAGUUUCUACGUGGUCGUCUUUUGUGUCGUUACGCGAUUCCGAAUUAGAAGAUUUACAAAAAGCGCUUGCCAGUGGAGACAGACGAAAGAAGAGAUUGUUCCAGGUUAUGUUAGACAAUCUAGCAUCGCCGGCAAAAACUCGCCAAACAAAAGAGUGCAAUUUUGUCUUUAAUCACGUCCCAGUUUCGGUUGAAAAGAAUAACGAAAAUUUUGUGCAGAGUGUCCGUUUUAAUGAUCAAAUAGCUCAGAAAGAAGUUUCUUAUCCGUGCGAUCUUUUGAUAUACAGCAUCGGCUACGAGAAUAUCAUACUUGAUGGAUUACCUGUCAACGAAAAUGGGUCACUCAAAUUGCUAGAUGAGUGUCGAGUUGAUGUAUCUAGUGCUGCUGUUUUUGCUUGCGGAUGGUGUUCACAUGGUCCACGGGGUGUUAUCGUUGAUACUCAACAACAAUCGGUUGCAGUGGCACAGCGAAUAGCCGAAAUUCUACCCUCGAAUUUAGAAACAAAGCCGGGAGUUUCUUCAUUGCUAGAAUCAAGAGGUAUUCGAUACAUCUCGUGGAAAGAGUGGUGUUCGAUUGAUGAAGAGGAAAGGAGAGCUGGUCAUGAAAUGGGAAAAAUUCGAGAAAAGAUUCUACAUUUUGAACCGAUUUUGAGCAGAAAA
Messenger RNA from Mesorhabditis belari, 1344 nucleotides. NCBI's taxonomy places the organism in Eukaryota, Metazoa, Nematoda, Chromadorea, Rhabditida, Rhabditidae. The record is from the annotation of a GenBank genome assembly.